Messenger RNA from Triticum turgidum subsp. durum (durum wheat), 1359 nucleotides. Lineage: Eukaryota; Viridiplantae; Streptophyta; Magnoliopsida; Poales; Poaceae. The record is from the annotation of a GenBank genome assembly.
AUGGGCCUCCUCAAGAACUCCCUCCUGCUCCAAGGACAGCUGCGGCAGGCUACGGCCGCGGCGGCAGGCGCCGCCGCGGGAGUGGGGCGGCGCGGCGUGGCGACGUCGACGGAGGAGUACAUGCGCCGCAACUACGCCAACAAUGUCUCCGAGUACAACACCGUCAUCGGGUCCCUCGUCCAGCAGCGCAGGCCCUACCUGCUUCGUGAUGCCUACGAUGACAUGCUACUCGACGGGGUGCAGCCUGUGCGUGAUACAUUCCACAACCUCAUAGUCGGCACCAUGAAAGGCAGCCGGCUACAAGAUGCUUUCUACUUCCGUGACCAGAUGAGAGAAAUGGGCUUGCAGCCUGAUGUUAACCUAUACAAUUUUCUGAUUUCCACUUGCGGGAAAUGCAAGAACUCGGAUGCGGCAAUCUUGCUUCUGGAAGAAAUGAAAGCACAUGGCGUUAAGUUGAAAGGAGAAACCUACAUUUGUCUCUUGAAUGCACUUGCAGCAACUGGGUGUACUGAUCAAGUUUAUGCUAUAGUUCGUGAUAUGACCGCCGCUGGACUUGGAUUAAACAAGUUUUGUUAUGCUGGACUAAUAACUGCAUUCAAGAACAAGACACCAGCCAGUGAAGAUACUCCGGCAAAAAUUCUUGAGUUCGUCCAGCAGUCAAAAGGUUGGCAGUAUGUUGAAAGGGUAGCAAACGAUAGUGCUGAGAAUAUAAUGAUGAAUGUGUCAGACGAAGAGCUAUACAACUUGCCAACAGCAGAAUUUGCACAUAGAAGAGGAUUUAUAUUUAAGCAGUUAACUAUUUAUCAUGUUGCUAUCCAUGCUUGUGCAGACUUGGGGAGCAAAGAGACACUCGAAGCACUUCUUGACAUGUUCUCUAAAGAGAAUUUUAAUUAUGAUGCCUUCAUUGUGAUGCAAGCUGUAAGGUGUUAUCUUCGAUGUGGAGAUAUUGAUUCCGCUGUUAAGAUGUUUGAAGAGUUUUCAAGCUCGAAACCCACACCCGCAGAGCUGUAUGUGACACUUGCCGAGGGAGCUAUGAUAGGGUAUACUCCAAGAGGAUUGGAAGUUGCUCAAGCAACCUUGGAGAAAAUGACUGAAAGAAAAUUCUUCUUGAAUCCCAAGAUGGGGACGGAUCUUCUACUAGCGGCUUCUGGUGAAAAGACUGGUGGAUAUACAACUGCAAAUUAUAUCUGGGAUAUGCUGCAAACCCGCAAUAUAAUUCCAGCAUUUCCUGCUGUUGAAGCAUACUACAAGGGAUUGAAGGAGCGAGAAAUUCCUUCGGACGAUCCACGGCUUGUCAAUGUUGCCCGUGUUUUGGACAACCUGCAACUCCGGCUUGGGCCGAGGAGAAAUUUUCAGUAA